Molecule: messenger RNA, 1536 nt
Organism: Ilex paraguariensis (yerba mate)
Lineage: Eukaryota; Viridiplantae; Streptophyta; Magnoliopsida; Aquifoliales; Aquifoliaceae
Source: the annotation of a GenBank genome assembly
UCACAUUUAAAUCUUUGACCUCUCUCUCUCUCUGGUUCUCUCUGCUCAGAGCCAUCUAACUCUGCAGCCAUCGAAGAUAACGGAAUGAAAGAACAACAAGCACCAGUAGCAAGAGCAAUACAAAAUAGAGAAGUAAACUGACUGGGGUCAUUGGAUUUGAAGCUUUUGGUGAUCAAAAAUGGUGAUGGAAGUGGUUCAAGAAGACAUGGGUGAAGAUAACAUGCAAUGUACAAACCACCCUUACAAGAACAACAGCCCAGGUGGGAUCUGUGCAUUUUGCCUCCAAGAAAAGCUUGGAAAAUUGGUCUCUUCCUCUUUCCCAACCGCCAUUUUUCCAUCUUCAUCUCCUUCUUUCAGAUCUGAUUUUACCAGUGCCACCACUUCAACUCUGCAAUUCCGCCCCAAUCCAUCUUCAUCAACCCACCAUCAAAAUCUGACACACAAGAGUCAUAAUCAUUAUCAUGAUCAGCACUAUCCCGGGAGGUCCAAAAUACCUUUUCCGUUAGCCACAAAGAAGAAAAAGAAAGAUGUAACCAUUGCAGCUUCAGAUCAGACAAGCAUUGUUUUCAAGAGAAGCAAGUCCACCACCACCCCUAUUCGUGGUGUUCCUUUUACAGAUGAAUCUGAAGACCAUAGUCCUCACAAGAGAGGGUUUUGGUCAUUUCUUCACUUGUCAAAGCAUUCUUCAAACAAAAAAACGGAAGAAAUCUGCUAUGAAUCUUCAGCAACAAGAACCAACAUGGGAGCAUCCAUUAAUGGCUCUUUUUCACAGCAGAGACAAAGAGAGAAGAAGAAAGAAGAGUUUGUAAUGGUAGAUGAUAAUGUGAGUCCUUCUGGGACCUCAUUAGAUAGGAAGGUUUCUAGAUCUAAAUCUGUUGGGUGUGGAAGUAGAAGCUUCUCAGGGGACUUCUUCGAGCGCAUCUCCACUGGGUUUGGGGACUGCGCUCUCCGCCGUGUGGAGUCACAGAGAGAAGGCAAGCCUAGGGUCUUCCCCAUGCACCGUGGUGGCGCCGUCGGUGGUGGGCAGGACUACAUGAAAGAGAGAGUAAAAUGUGGUGGCAUUUUUGGUGGGUUUAUGAUGGCCACAUCUUCAUCUUCUUCAUCAUCAUCCUCUUACUGGGUGUCAUCAUCAACUGAGGAGAAUUUGUGUGGAAAAACACCUACAGUGUGUGUUUCUUCAAGGGCUGGACAUGGUGGUCAUGGAAGGAGUAAGAGUUUGGGGUGGGCAUUCGCUAGUCCCGUUAGAGCUUUCAGUAAGCCUCCUUCUAGGAAGAGAGAAGCUACAAAUAAGAACACCAAUCCCAACUUGUCUGCCAUUCCUUCCUUGUUGGCUGUGGGAGGCUAAAGAUCAUACUUAGCUUAUUAGCUAAAUGCUACACAUUUACAUUGUAGUUUAUUUGUGUUUAUUACUCUCCCUCUCUGUAUCUAUUAUGUUUGCCUCUGUUUCAUCAGUUCUGGUACACUCUUAUCUAUUUUCAGGAAGUUCUUGUGAAUUUUGACUCUAAACUAUGGAAAGAUCCACUUUUUAUGUUUCAC